This is a messenger RNA of Diabrotica balteata, 471 nucleotides long. Lineage: Eukaryota; Metazoa; Arthropoda; Insecta; Coleoptera; Chrysomelidae. The record is from the annotation of a GenBank genome assembly.
AUGUUUGUGGAAGGGACUACCUGUGAAAUGUUCCAACCUAUUUCAACAAACGAAAACAUCGGAAGGAUUAUGUUGUACAUUCAAUGCAUAUGUGUUCAAAAAUACUUCAAUUUACGAAUCAGAGUCAGCAACCCCUAUCACUACGCUGACUGGAAUGCUAUGAAUAUCCUCAUCGGAACCAGAAGAGUAAACAUGGUAAGCAUUUUACCACAAUAUACCGAAGCUUCAGAAGAGAUUAGAGAACUACCACUUAGUCAAAGGCAGUGUCUGUAUCCAGACGAAAAAGACCUUAUUUAUUUUAAGGUUUAUAAUUUUCGUAGUUGCUUAGUGGAAUGUAGAAUGAAUAUUACAAGAGAAAUGUGUAACUGUACCCCACACUACUACUUACCUGAUAAUGGAAGAGACCCUAGUAUCAAGGUUUGCAAUCUACUGGACAUACCAUGUUUAGCGAAAAUAAAUGGUUUGUAUUAA